Plectropomus leopardus (leopard coralgrouper) is the source of this 3161-nucleotide messenger RNA. It is a transcript of the gene gucy1b1, whose product is annotated as guanylate cyclase 1 soluble subunit beta 1. Gene Ontology annotation, molecular function: heme binding; guanylate cyclase activity. Lineage: Eukaryota; Metazoa; Chordata; Actinopteri; Perciformes; Serranidae. Gene Ontology annotation, biological process: response to oxygen levels; cGMP biosynthetic process. The record is from RefSeq and is a predicted model, not a curated record. Gene Ontology annotation, cellular component: guanylate cyclase complex, soluble.
AUGGACGCAGAGACACUCAGCAUCUGUACCAAACGAUGAAGGCUGAGACAGAAGCAAGGGAUUUUGCUUAAAAAUAAGGAAAAACAAGAGCUGCUGUCACCAUGUAUGGUUUCGUGAAUCACGCCCUGGAGCUGCUCGUUUUAAGGAAUUACGGCCCGGAAGUGUGGGAAGACAUCAAGAGGGAGGCUCAGCUGGAUAUUGAGGGUCAGUUCCUUGUUAGAAUCAUAUAUGAAGAUGGAAAAACAUACGAUCUUGUUGCAGCUGCAAGUAAAGUUCUCAAGAUCGAUGCAGGAGACAUCUUGCAGAUGUUUGGGAAGAUGUUUUUUGAAUUUUGCCAAGAGUCGGGUUAUGAUACCAUCUUACGAGUGUUGGGAUCAAAUGUUCGGGAAUUCCUGCAGAAUCUGGAUGCUCUACAUGACCACUUGGGUACCAUUUAUCCGGGCAUGAGGGCUCCCUCGUUCCGCUGCACCGAUGCAGAGAAGGGGAACAAUCUGAUUCUCCACUACUACUCGGAAAGAGAAGGCCUGCAAGACAUUGUGAUUGGCAUCAUUAAAACCGUCGCCCAACAGAUCCAUGGAACAGAGAUAGAGAUGAAGAUGAUCCAACCCAAAAGCGAAGAGUGCGACCACAUCAAGUUUCUGAUUGAGGAGAAGGACUCAGAGGAAGAGGCGUUCUAUGAGGACCUGGAUGGCUUUGAGGAAAAUGGCACACAAGAGACUCGCAUCAGCCCAUAUACAUUUUGCAAGGCCUUCCCGUUCCACCUCAUGUUUGACAAAGACCUGAUGCUCACACAGUGCGGGAAUGCCAUUUAUCGAGUCCUUCCUCAGCUCCAGCCCGGUACCUGUAUCCUCCCUUCUGUUUUUUCUUUGGUCCGUCCUCACAUUGACUUCAGCUUUCAUGGCAUCCUCUCCCACAUCAACACCGUCUUCGUUCUGCGAAGCAAGGAGGGCCUGCUGAAUGUGGAGACUGUAGAGAAUGAGGAUGAGCUGACGGGGGUGGAGAUCAGCUGUCUGAGAUUGAAAGGACAGAUGAUUUACUUGCCAGAGGCGGAGAACAUCCUUUUUCUUUGCUCACCCAGUGUUAUGAACCUGGAUGAUCUCACACGAAGGGGGCUUUACCUGAGUGACAUUCCGCUACAUGACGCCACGCGUGACCUGGUGCUGCUGGGUGAGCAGUUUCGUGAGGAAUACAAGCUGACCCAAGAGCUGGAAAUCUUGACCGAUCGUCUGCAGCACACACUCAGGGCCCUGGAGGACGAGAAGAAAAAGACAGACAGAUUGCUCUAUUCUGUUUUGCCGCCAUCUGUUGCCAAUGAGCUGCGCCACAAACGGCCCGUCCCGGCAAAACGCUACGACAACGUGACCAUCCUCUUUAGUGGCAUUGUGGGAUUCAAUGCCUUCUGCAGCAAGCAUGCCUCGGCUGAGGGAGCCAUCAAGAUAGUCAAUCUGCUCAACGAUGUUUACACACGUUUUGACAUCUUGACGGACUCUCGGAACAACCCUUAUGUAUACAAGGUGGAAACGGUGGGUGAUAAGUACAUGACAGUGAGCGGCCUACCAGAGCCGUGCACACACCACGCCAAGUCAAUCUGCCACCUCGCUCUGGACAUGAUGGAGAUUGCCGGACAAGUCAAAGUGGAUGAUCAACCAGUGCAGAUUACUAUUGGGAUCCACACAGGAGAAGUGGUGACUGGGGUGAUUGGCCAGAGGAUGCCCAGAUACUGCCUUUUUGGAAAUACGGUCAACCUCACGAGUCGCACAGAAACUACUGGUGAAAAAGGAAAAAUAAAUGUCUCCGAAUAUACUUACCGUUGUUUGCAGUCUGCUGAGAAUGCUGACCUUCAGUUUAAUUUGGAGUACCGGGGCCCCAUAACCAUGAAAGGAAAGAAGGAGCCGAUGAAGGUGUGGUUUCUGUCCAGGAAUCCCACGGACACAGAGACCGCCACCGUUAGUUAAAGCUGAACGGGUCAGAUUCAACACUAAAACACUGUCAGUGUCAUCUAAAGCUUUAGUACAGUACUGUGUAGUCAAAAUGUCUUUAUAGUUGCACAUUUUGAGGCAGGAGAAAGAUGGAUAAGAUGAAAUAAAAAACUAUGUUCUAACUAAAGACAUACAGAUAUUUUUAAAAGUUAAUUUGAACCAUUGCUCUCCCUGCUUGUCUCCGUCGUGACCUCACUAUAUUUUUUAGAGUAGACACAACAGUGAAGUGUUUCAUGAAUAGUCGAGGUUAGUGAUAUUUAAGUUUGAUACAGUUUUGGACAAAAUAUUCUCACAUUUUACAGAAAAUCACAAAAGGUUUUUAUAAAAAAAACAUUUUCCGUCCAUCUUAAAUCUUUUAGGUUUCUAAUUUUGUCAUACUGUAUUUGUUCUGUAUUGAGAAUUUAUAGUAUGUAAUUCUGAAGAACUUAUAUAUAUAUUAUUGAUAUCUGUGCCAAAACAUUACUGUCACUAUUUGAAGGACCCAUUUUUCUUUGGCCGUGAGAGAUAAACACUGAAUAUGUUACAAUGCCAUCAGACCAUUUAAAAGAAUGAAACAUUUAGAUAUAAUAGCUAUUAUAUUUAUAUAGAUUUGAAUCACUAUGUCCACCAGUUCUUUCUAUGUAGAGUCAUAUAUUACUAUUAAAAGAUUUAUUUCAUAUUGAUUUAUUGAAAAAAAGAAAACCUCACAAAUGGUACAAGUUUAACCUGCAUCAUCACAUAUACACUGAAUAUAAAAAUAGUUAUAUAAUUAAAGAUGAGCACUACUUUAUUGAUUGCACCUCUUUACUCACUUUUUGUCUACUUCUAUGAAAUAAUAUUAAGUAAAGUUUCAGUUCUACAAAACAAGAUAUUCUUAAUGAUCUAUAUUUAUUGUUAAUAUUGUGUUAUUUGGUAUUUAUUCUUUUUUUUUCAUUAGAAUUAGCAACUAGGUAAACUGUAUUAUAGGUGAAACUACUGUUUGUACCUCUAUAAACUAAACUAUGUGCUGUGUGUGUUGGAUUGAUUUCACACAAAUAACAUGGCACACUUUUUUCACCCUAUUUUUCCAGAAUUAUUAUUUACAUACACCCUUUCCAACCGUGCAGCUUCCUGUGUAGUAGGUAGGUGCCUCUUGUUAUGUACGAGUGCAUUUCUGUGCUUGUAAGACAUGAUUGUUUUAUUUUAACAAUGUUUCUGUUGAGA